Theobroma cacao (cacao) is the source of this 1013-nucleotide messenger RNA. RefSeq names its product early nodulin-like protein 3. Gene Ontology annotation, molecular function: electron transfer activity. NCBI's taxonomy places the organism in Eukaryota, Viridiplantae, Streptophyta, Magnoliopsida, Malvales, Malvaceae. The record is from RefSeq and is a predicted model, not a curated record. Gene Ontology annotation, cellular component: plasma membrane.
CUUCAUUUCACUGAUCAUUUCCAUUAGUAGUCUAGAUUUUCUUCGUUUUUCUUCUCUCUGUCAAAAGCUGUUUGGUUCUGUGGGUUUCUUCAGUUCAUUGCACUACGGACGAAUGGGGUCCAAAAGAUUUCUUGGUUUUCUGUGGAUUGUGACAGUGUUGUCUUUCCUCAGCUCAACUCAAGGUUACAAGUUCUACGUUGGUGGCAAAGAAGGUUGGGUGGUCAGCCCUUCUGAGAAGUACAAUCAUUGGGCUGAAAGGAACAGAUUCCAAGUCAAUGACACUCUCCUUUUUAAGUACAGGAAAGGGUCAGACUCGGUGCUGUUGGUAACAAGAGAAGCUUACUACUCGUGCAACACCAGUAACCCAAUACAGUCCCUGACAGACGGUGAUUCAAUCUUUACAUUUGAUCGUUCAGGUCCCUUCUUCUUCAUCGGAGGCAAUGCUGAUAACUGCAACAAAGGCCAAAAGCUCAUCGUUGUGGUCUUGGCUGUGAGACACAAACCCCAGAAGCAGCCUCCUUCUCCAUCUCCCUCAACUGCUGUGCCAGCAACACGGCCAGUUUCUCCAGCUCCAUCUCCUGUUCCUAAGACUAACCCUCCAGUGGAGUCACCAAAGACCAGCGACACCCCAUCGGACAUUGAUGCUCCGGCGCCGGCUCCAUCGGAGCAAAAAUCAGGUUCAUUGGGAUUAGUAUGUUCUACUUCGUUAGUGUUGGGUUUCAGCGUUUGGGUGAGCAUGAUCUUGAGAAGUCUGUAAGUUCCUUGGGACGACAAAGCAGUUUUGUAUUUGGAGCUGAAUGGAGGGUUGAAAGAAGGAGGGAUUGGUCGUUAAUGAACUUGCUAUAUUAUUUUGUUCUUUAUUAUUUUCAUAAUUUCCUUCGUCGUUAAUGAAUUAGUAUGGCUUUGGUUUCAAUAUAAAUUGAUACAUGGUUCAUGGUUGACUGUUAUAUCUAAGUAUCAGCUGUGGAAGCUAAUUAUAAAUAAAAUAGUACUAAAGUUUUACAAUUGUCCAA